UUAUCUUGGGAAACAGCCACCAAAUUACGUCAUAUUCCUGCGACUGUUUACAUCCGACAUAUGUGCGACACCAUCAUGGCUCUUUUUCCAGCUUUUGCCGAAGUUUCGAAAAACCAAGUUGAAGAUUCGUCUAGAGAAUUAGACUGGCUAAACAAUAAGAGUUUUCAGACUGGAGAUGCUCUUUCCCUUCACAGUCGUUUUUUAGAGAAGUCCAUCGAAAAGCCGAACAAGAGAGAGGAAAGUGUUGGAAAGGAUGUUACAUCCUCUAAUGAGGAAGAGAGGGGAAACGGUGAUGGGCCUCCAAAGAAGAAGAAAAAUAAAAGCGAAAAAAAGAGGAAAAAAAAGAAAAAGCAUAAAAAGAAGAGUGGAAGGCAUUCAAGCACCAGUGGAUCGGACUCUGAAACCAUCUAUCCCAGUGAUCUCAAAAGGGAGGAGGAUGGGUUAAGGCAAAAGUCUGCUUCAUUAGGAACUUGUUUUUCCUGGUUGGAUGACCUCCAGUCACCAACUGAGCAUCCGUUCUGUGUGGACUGUAAACCGGACCCGGCCAACUGGACUUAUAAGUCCCUGUACAGAGGAGAUGUAGCUAGAUAUAGGAGAAAAGGAAGCUCCACUUUGGGUCUGGACCUUCACAGGCAGGGAGUCAGCUGGGAGGAAUAUGAGACAAAAAAGAAGAAGAAGAAAGCCGGAGUCAGUGGAAACGCAGCUGACAGAUAUUUUUCCGUAGCCACUCGAAAGCUGCUGCGGGCUGAACCUCCUGUUUCUGUUUUACCUGCUAUGGCAAAAGGUUGUGAUGUAUCCAACACAACUUCCUUCCUCCCUCUGGGUAAUGUUGAACGGGACAACACGGGACACGAGUUAGGUGACAAAGCACCAACGUCAGUAAAUCCCCUUGGCGUGUAUGAUUCGUCCACUGCCCUCUGGCUGCAGGGUAAGGGACAGCAGGACAACCUGAACCAGAACACAGAGACAGAAGAAAAGUUUCGGUAUGUGGCUGGAAAGACCGAAGAGUUUAACCGGCGACUCAGGGAGCAGCCAGCAGAUACACAGCUGUGGAUAAAGUUCAUUCACUACCAGGAUGAGCUGAGUGCAGCUGCAUUUGGAGGUGAUGAAGAGCAGCAAGGUAGUGACUUAGCGGAGCACCGUAAGUCCUCUUACAGGGCAGUGCUGGAGAAAAAGCUGAGCAUUGCAGACAGAGCUGUGGAAACCAACCCCACCUGCAUCGCACUGCAGCUCGAGAGGCUCCAGAUCUGCCAGGAGCUCUGGGAACCCUCCACUUUAGCUAAAGAAUGGAAGAAACUGGUUUUCCUCCACCCAAACAGCGCCCCCUUGUGGAAGCAAUAUCUGCUUUUUACGCAGAGCUACUUCAGCAGCUUCACAGUGACAAAAGUCAACUCUGCAUACGGAAAGUGUCUGAGCACACUCAGUGCUGUAAGAGAUGGCAGCAUGGUGUCCCACCCAGCUUUGCCUGGAAUUGAGGAAGAUAUGCUGGAUAUCUUCACCCAGCAGUGUCAUUUCCUGCGUCAGUCUGGUCACUCUGAGAAGGCGAUUUCUCUGUUUCAGGCCAUGAUCGAUUUUACUUACUUCAAACCUGACAGUGUGAAAAACCUUUCCACAAAGCAGCAGGCUGAUUUCUUUGAGACAUUCUGGGACAGCGGAGAGGCGAGAGUUGGGGAGGUAGGGGCCAGGGGCUGGAAGGCCUGGAUGACCCAACAAGAGCGAGGAGGAUGGGUUCAACCCCCUGCAGAGGAAGAAGAAGAGGAGGAGGAUGAGGAUGAAGAGGAGGUAAAGGAUAGGACCCAGCCCAGAGGAACCGUCUGGUUGGAUGUGGAGUCGUCCCGUGAAGCAUCUCACUGGCUGCCCUGGAGACCUGACAAAGCAAAAGGCCAGUCAGAAGAGGACUGUGAGGACCCCGACAGACAGGUGCUGUUUGAUGACAUCGGUCCAUCCCUUAUUUGUCUGUCUUCAGCAGAACUCCAGCUUCGGUUCCUUCUCAGUGUCCUGUCCUUUCUGGGUUUUCCUGUAGACUUUUUGCUCUCUGCUGCCCCCUAUCAGCCUAGCUUGCUCCUGGAGAACCUCUCUCUGCUCACUCAAGGUACUGAGCUCCAUCGUCCUCUGACUUCCUUCAACCUCCCUGUUUUAGAGACAGGGAUUAACUCUGUAGGUCACAUGACCAGUCUCCAAGGAACAAGGAAGUGGUCGGGGCUUGGAAAGCAGGGCGAGAAAUUUCUCACCAACGUGUUCAGUAUGCUUCAGCCUGUCCUUGCUGCCCCUCAUCGAGCCGUUCUGUCACUCAGCUGGAUAUUGUAUGAGAAGCUCAAGGUUUUGCACAUUCUGCGCAGCAGCAACAAAAAGUGCCUUCGCUCCCAGGGAAAGAGCAGCAAGCGAGUUGCCAAAAGACUUCUGAAAGAACCUGAAAAUCGCUCUUCACUGGUGCUGUGGCGGGAGUACGCACACCUCGAGUGGAUGCUGUCGAACCUGGACGAGGCUCGGAAAGUGUUCUCUACAGCGACAGCAAUGGGAGGAACCAAGGGGCUGAGUAGUCCUGCUCUGUGUGAGUUGUGCCUCCUGUGGUCCCAGCUAGAGGUGGAGAAUACAGCAAAGGAGCUGGGAGGAGUUACUGAUGUAACAACAUCACCAGCUGUUGUGGUGCUGACCAGGCUGGCAGAAGGAACGUCUUCAUCUUCAUCCUCACAGACCCUUUCCCCAGUGUCCAUCCUGAAAGCCAGACGAUCCUAUGAGCAGUCUCUGAGCUCUAGCCUGUCAUCUCUGGAGAAACACAUCUGGAAUCCUCAGCUGGACAAAAAAGCGGACCAAGAUGACCCCGAGGAAGAGAAGCUGAGGUUAAGAGGCCUGGUUGGCUGCUAUGCUCUGUUUCAGUAUCUAACAGUGAGCAUCCAAGCUGCUAAUACUGUCUACAGUGAGGCCAGAGAGAGGAUGGAGGAACUGUACCGCUCAUUAACACCUGAAAGGCAGCUCAACCGCGAUGAAGCGACCAGCCUGCCGAGUCGUACUGUGCACAGGCAUCACGUCAGCUGGUUGGCCUCAGACUGUCAGGCAAUAGCAGUGCAACAGGCGGCACUGCUGAGAUACAACAAUAAUGUCGGUGUGUGUCCUUUGCCAACACUGAGACAGAUGCUUACCUCUGCCCUCUCAGCCUGGCCCACCAGUGCCCCCCUGUGGAGUGUAUACAUUCAGGUGGAAAACCGUUACCAUAGCGCUGGCCGGGCACGCCGUUUUUUCCACACUGUAACCAGAGAUAACAGCAGCCUGGUACCCCGUCUGUUUGCUAUUGUUGCUGAACAGCACAGAAGGCAGCUGGUGGAUGCAGCUCAGAGGUCUUGUCGCUUGGAUGAUGCCCUGCCCAUACUGCCAGAAAAUGGCCUCAGCAACCGAAUCCGAGCACUGUUCGAGGGCGCUGCAUCAACAGAAAUGGGUGCUCAUUGCCCUUUACUGUGGAGGAUGUACAUCCAUUUCCUGGUGUCAGAGGGGAAGGUAGAUAAAGCCAGGGGGAUCUUUUACAAGGCCUUGCAGAACAUUCCCUGGGCAAAGGGUUUGUAUAUGGAUGCGGUGCAGUUGUUCCCAGAGCACCUGCAGGAGUUUGUGGAUCUGAUGACGGAGAAGGAACUUCGACUAAGACUGCCUCUAGAAGAGCUGGAUAUCCUGCUAGAAGACUAAAAACACUCUUGAGAUACAAAGUUUUGAUGUUGAACUGUGAAGUGGGAGAGAUCCACAGAUGAAAAAGGAGAUAUUGAUAUUUGUUUUGUUUACGUGUUUUAGCACCUAAUUUGAUCAAUAAUAAAUAUAUAUAUAUAUAUAAAUAAUA
Messenger RNA from Girardinichthys multiradiatus, 3823 nucleotides. RefSeq names its product NRDE-2, necessary for RNA interference, domain containing (gene nrde2). Lineage: Eukaryota; Metazoa; Chordata; Actinopteri; Cyprinodontiformes; Goodeidae. Gene Ontology annotation, cellular component: catalytic step 2 spliceosome. Gene Ontology annotation, biological process: regulatory ncRNA-mediated post-transcriptional gene silencing; negative regulation of RNA catabolic process; RNA processing. The record is from RefSeq and is a predicted model, not a curated record. The transcript is spliced from 19 exons. Gene Ontology annotation, molecular function: protein binding. Bases 61 to 3675 code for a protein of 1204 amino acids.